UCUAGAUGAUAACAUUCAAGGGCUGGAGAAACUGGGAAAUCUGGGCUGGGAACUAUGUCCUUAGGGAUCUAACACCAGCUGUGGUACUUAGCUGGGUGGGGAGGGUAUAAAAAGCCACGGUCCUUCCCAGUUGGGGGGGAAGCCCACUUGAGGAGUCAGGAAAAGAGAUACAAUGUGGGAGACCCAAUGUCUACUGUUGGCCUUAAUUGGUUUAGGACGAUCUAGCAGAUAGAUAAUGCAGGGCCUACAGGAAGAGCCAAGCGGGGCAGCCUUGGGACCAAAGUCCUCCACCUGCCAAAAUCACCCUAGAAAUUAGGGACCCACACUGUCGCUAUUCUGACCCCCCAAAAGAGGUGACUCUUGGCUACCAUAGGGGUCUGAGAAGAAAUCGGUAUUAUUAAGCUAAAAGAAUAGUGGACUGCCUUAGCAAGGCCUAGCGGCCGGAGCAGCAGAAGCCUUCCAUGGUAGUGCGAGCCUUUCUCCCUCUCAGCCCCAGUUUCCUCUGGGCAGGGGGCCUGGCCCCCAAGCUUCCCAGGGCUGCCCUUUGAGAACCACCUGCCCCAGCCGGCCAGAGACUUCCUGUAGCGCAAGAGAUUUAUGCAAACGGGCUGGGGCGGUGAUGUCACCCCAAGGGGACUAUCUCCCAGUGGCAGGCCCUUCGAUAAAAUCAGGAACUUGUGCUGGCCCUGCAAUGUCAAGGGAGGGGGCUCACCCAGGGCUCCUGUAGCUCAGGGGGCAGGCCUGAGCCCUGCGUCUGACCCACAACCGUCCAGCCCCCCGACGGGGCACCUGGUCCUGAGGGGGAUCUGCCUUGAUCCCCACCGAAGCAGGGGAUCUGACCAACCUGGAGCUCAGCUGGAUGUUACAGGCGUGCAAAAUGGAAGGGUUUCCCCUCGUCCCCCCUCCAUCGGAUGAGCUGGUUACUUACGAACCAGAACUAUACCAACGUCAAACGCAUGACUACUACUCCUUGAUGGGCAGUGAUGGAGAGAGCCAUAGCGAUCAUUAUUGGGAUUUUCCCCCACACCAUGUACACAGCGAGUUUGAGAACUUCACUGAGAACCACUUCACAGAGCUGCAGAGCGUGCAGCCCCCACAGCUACAGCAGCUCUACCGCCACAUGGAACUGGAGCAAAUGCAUGUCCUUGAUACCCCCAUGGCACCGCCCCACGCCAGCCUCGGCCACCAGGUUUCCUACAUGCCCCGGAUGUGCUUCCCUUAUCCACCCUUGUCCCCAGCCCACCAGCAGAGCUCAGAUGAGGAGGAGGGUGAAAGGCAGAGCCCUCCCCUGGAGGUGUCUGAUGGAGAAGCUGAUGGCUUGGAGCCUGGGCCUGGUCUUCUGCAUGGGGAGACAGGCAGCAAGAAGAAGAUUCGCCUGUACCAGUUCCUGCUGGACCUGCUGCGCAGCGGCGACAUGAAGGACAGCAUCUGGUGGGUGGACAAGGACAAAGGUACCUUCCAGUUCUCGUCCAAGCACAAGGAGGCGCUGGCGCACCGCUGGGGCAUCCAGAAGGGCAACCGCAAGAAGAUGACCUACCAGAAGAUGGCGCGCGCGCUGCGCAACUACGGCAAGACGGGCGAGGUGAAGAAAGUCAAGAAGAAGCUCACCUACCAGUUCAGCGGCGAGGUGCUGGGCCGCGGGGGCCUGGCCGAGCGGCGCCUCCCGCCCCACUGAUCGCCCUCAGAGCCCGCCAGGCUCCCGGCCCCCGCCGGCCAUAGCAUUAACCCGUCGCCCGGCCAGGACACAGGGAGGACAUUCCCAGGGCCGAGGCAGGACUGGGGGCCCGGCCUCGCCCUCCCAUGCCCGGCCUGGCCCGCCCCGCCCGCUUCGCCUCCCACCAGGACUCUAGCCCGCCCAAGGGCCGCCUGGCCCCGGACCUCAACCGAGGGUCAGCCUGGCUUAGUGGCCACGGUGCUUCCUUGGGAGUCUGGCGUUGGCACCUUUUUUUGUAUAUUGAAUGCUAUUUUAAAAGCUCUUCCUCUUCCCACCUCCCCCAUCCAUUAGCCUCUAAAAACAAGUAAAAUUAUUGUCAGCUAUUCUCCCA
Messenger RNA from Mastomys coucha (southern multimammate mouse), 2045 nucleotides. RefSeq names its product Spi-1 proto-oncogene (gene Spi1). The transcript is spliced from 5 exons. The record is from RefSeq and is a predicted model, not a curated record. Bases 860 to 1675 code for a protein of 271 amino acids. Gene Ontology annotation, molecular function: sequence-specific DNA binding; DNA-binding transcription factor activity, RNA polymerase II-specific. Gene Ontology annotation, cellular component: nucleus. Gene Ontology annotation, biological process: cell differentiation; regulation of transcription by RNA polymerase II. Lineage: Eukaryota; Metazoa; Chordata; Mammalia; Rodentia; Muridae.